Messenger RNA from Parnassius mnemosyne (clouded apollo), 321 nucleotides. The record is from the annotation of a GenBank genome assembly. Lineage: Eukaryota; Metazoa; Arthropoda; Insecta; Lepidoptera; Papilionidae.
UUGCCUGUAACCUGGAUCUUUCAGCAUGACAAUGACCCUAAACACAUGGCCAAUAGCGUCAAAUAUUUCCUUAGCGAACAGCGUAUAUCCGUUUUAAACUGGCCAACAAAUAGUCUGGAUUUAAACCCGAUAGAAAAUCUCUGGUAUAUUGUUAAAAAGAAAGUCUCGAACAAACGUAACACCAGUCAAAACGAACUAUAUGAAGCAUUUAUUGAAGCAUGGAAUUCAAUCCCCCUAGAAAAAUGUAUGAAAUUGAUUGAAUCAAUGCCACGUCGUUGCAGUGCUGUUAUUGAAAAUAAGGGAUACGCCACUAAAUAUUAA